Batrachochytrium dendrobatidis JAM81 is the source of this 1779-nucleotide messenger RNA. RefSeq lists its product as uncharacterized. Bases 1 to 1779 code for a protein of 592 amino acids. Lineage: Eukaryota; Fungi; Chytridiomycota; Chytridiomycetes; Rhizophydiales. The transcript is spliced from 6 exons. The record is from RefSeq and is a predicted model, not a curated record.
AUGUCGCAAAGUGAUGGUCCUGCGAAUGCCGGCACUACCAACACCAUUCAACCAAAGUCUAAAGCUGUCGCUACUCAAGCUUCAUCAUGUCUGCAACUGAUUCAAAUGCUAUCCACCUUGUUACCGCCCACUAUUAUCCAAGAACUCGGUCCAAAAUGCUGCAAGUGGUCUAGCGGGUCUUUAGGUGCUCCUACGAUCCUGCAGCGCUUACUGUCCAACUCCCCUCUGCCUCCAGGCAUUUGGGUUUCAUGCGAUGGUCCAAACCUCACUGAGAUCUAUAUCGAUGGUCACAGCAAUUAUACUCUGCAAGGCACCUUAUCCGAAGCUGGGUUCCCAGGAAACUUGACUCAUUUGAGAUUGAUUGCUCUUCAUAAUCACAAGCAACUAACUGGCUCUGUUCCUGAUUUAUCGAGUCUGGACCAGCUACAAUAUAUUGAUUUGCAUGGAAAUAGCCAUGUUGGACUGCUUCCAAGUGGACUUUCUAAUGGUGCUACUCUAAGACAUAUUGACUUUUCAAAUACUAUGAUCUCGGGCGAUAUUCCUUGGGAUAUUCCUGUCACUUUUCCUACACUGUCCUAUCUUAAUCUUUCAAAUACAUAUGUGUUUGAUCUUGUCCCUGAUUUAUCCCGUAUGCCAGGUCUGACCACAUGCGACCUAGAGAGCUUAUAUAUGUGUGCUCCCAACACCCUCGCCAAGGAUGCUAUUUGUACCAAGGGUGUACGAAUCUGUCAAGAUUCGGAUCUAAAAGGAAUUGCAAAUGGAGCAAAUAGUCCAUCUAAAGAAUCGAAAGGCGGCGGCACUCCCUUCUCCAACAUUGCUAUUGCUGGUCUUUUGGUUGCAUGUAUAUCUAUCCUUUCAGUUUUUAUCUUUAUCACAAUCAGGGUCACCUAUUACCGUAAAGAGCGACGUUCUGCCCAGCAAAACAGAGGUGGUGAAAAAUCCUCUCCCUUUGGACAAUUGUCCAGAAGGGGGUUGGCUGGUACUGACGACCUUGUCCAUACUGGUCAAUCAGAAAACCUGCACAAUACUAUGCGUUCCAAAGCAGGCUCUAGUCUUGAUUAUACUGAUGCCUUGAACCGUAUGCGUUUACUUCCACACAACAGCAGUCGAUCGACACUUUCAGGAAUGCCAGACGAUCAAACCAGCUCAACACAUACUCCACAAUUUGUUGUUCUUCACAGAACCGACACUACCGCUACUCUCAGCUCAUUUAAUUCAGUCCCAUGUAUCGAUGAGCAGCCAUCUAAUUUUACUGACGAGGAUCGUAUUUGCAUGCGUUUGCAUCGCCUAGGAAACCGUGUUCUUAAUGACCCUCUCUCUCUUUCCCAAAUCAACCGCCGUAGUUUAGAAAUGACUGGCACUUUGUACAACUCCUCCUCUCGGAGCUUUUACGAGGACCAAAGAAGCUUGGCUUUGAAUUCAUACAUUUUAAACAAAACUGGCGAUGGUACACAGGCCACAGCCAACUCAUCUGCGUUGAGACUGCUUAGUCAACCUUUGACAGAUCUUGCAUCAGAUCCAAAAACACUACGGAGUUAUCUAAAGGCCUUGCUAUCUACUGCUCAACAACGCAAUUUAGAUAUUCUUUUACGAGACAUGUGCUUGGAUCGUAUUGAAACAUGUUUGGGGGAUGAUUCGGUAAUGCUGGUAAGAAGGGACGAAUCAAAGGAAGGCACAGGCUAUGAUGAUGUGUCAAGUUUUGGCAGUGGAUUCCACGGCAAAAUAAUUUCAUGGCAGCCAAAACUACUGCUGGAAGAUGGACGGCUGAAUGAUACUUAA